Messenger RNA from Paramuricea clavata, 12338 nucleotides. NCBI's taxonomy places the organism in Eukaryota, Metazoa, Cnidaria, Anthozoa, Malacalcyonacea, Plexauridae. The record is from the annotation of a GenBank genome assembly.
UUUUAGAGAGACCUUUGACGUAAAAGAUAUUAAAAAUCCUUCCAACUUAGCUUACACUAACCACCAUUUACCUUUUCACAUGGAUCAGCCGUAUUAUAAAUCUAUUCUUAAUGUAAGUUCCAUUAAUUUAUAUUAGUAUAAUUACAUAGGUGAUUAUUGAAAAUUCUCCACGCUGAUUGGUUGCCGUUGAGGUGAUUAUUACGCGAUAAUCACCUAAGCGAUUUUCAAAAAUGGCGGCCGAAGCCUUUUUGUCAAUUAAAUGACAAAGAAAUGUGUACUUUCUUAUUUUUUCCCAAAUAAUCACCUAUGAAAUUAUACUAAAACAAUUAUUCACCUCAGGCUCGGUGAUUAUCGUGAAUAAAAACCUCGACUUCGUCUCGGUUUUUAUUCACCGAUAAUCACCUCGCCUUCGGCGAAUAAUUGUUAAUUAAAACAUUUUCAGGAAAAGUUGUCAAGAAAGCUAAGACCCUUUCAAAAACUUGUCAAUGAAACCUGUCUGGGAAAACUUGUCAAGAAAAGUUGUCAAGGAAAGUAGGAAUCGCCGUCAACCUUUAAUCAAUUUUAAAUAACAAUACAUAAUUACAAGAUCAUUAUAAUUAUAAUGUUAUUUAGGUAGAUUUAAAACAGAAUUCAAGAUUCCAUCGAUUCAAUGAAAUCUUGCUAAGAAGAAAGGAAAUCUGUGAAGCCAACGUCCUUUGUGCAAAUUAAUCUAGCUAAUGUAUGAAAAUAAUUUGCUAAUAGUCUUUUCGAUGUUAUAGAGGCAGAUCUAUACACUGCACACAUUACGCCUUUUUUCGCAUAGUUCUGGAAAUUAUUCUUACAAAUAAUACAAAAAUGCCGAACGAUCAAAACCCAGCGAAGCAACUACGAUCAAGAUGACUGGAGAACUUAUCUGAUAGCAAAUGUCAUCGAUGCAUGUGGUAUCAGCAAUUCUAUAUUGCUGCAUUUCCUGAUUUAAUAACUUCAUAUAUAUUGUGGUUAUAAUUUUCUCACCGUCUGUUUCGCACACCUGUAGAUGCACGGAGAUAUUCAAAAUAAAUUUUGAGAGUCAAGAGAGAAGACAUCUCCUUAGCCAAUACUCUCAUUUCAACCAAGCGGGUCAUUCUGGAUGACCUGCAUGCUAGUAAGAAUAAAUGGCGUAAAGAAUUUCCUUUCAUGUGUUACGAUGAUGAUGGCGGGCCUUUUUAUUGCCUAAUGCAAAGCCGAAACAGAAAAACAACUUCGUCAACGCAAUAUUUUUCCGGGAGUGGCAUAUUUUGUGACAUGUGGUGUAUAACGAAGUCUGUAAUGAGAAUGAAAUAUUUGCGAAGAUAAAGUUAACCCAGCUCGAUGGAAAAAUAAAUCCGCGCCAGUAUGCUCGUAAGGGGCACUCAACAACGGAUGCCCUCCUAUAGAUGUUGCAUGCAGUCUAUGGGGCUAUUGAUUGCGAUGGUGCAGGGGCUCGGAUAUUUUUUGCCGAUUUCUCAAAGGGAUUUGAUCUGAUUGAUCAUAAACAUUCUAAUUGCUGAGAUUUGAAUUUAUUAAUAGAUAUAUGUUGACUUUGCUUGCAACAUGGUUGGUUAAUUGAUUAGAAAAAUAUAUGUAUAAUUAUAUAGGAAGAGUUUAGAACUUCUAGUAUAAUAUUACCAUUAUUUACAGAUACAAAUGUAUGUAAUUUAUAAGUUACUCAAUGUUUAUUAUACAUCGUUACAGACGAGGGAAUGAACCAAUUUUUAAAGCGGUUUAUGACAAAUCGUUCGACGUCCUACAGUUAAUUGCAACGAGUUUAUUCGGUGGACGUAGAUUGUAGCUGGGAUAUUAUGCUGGUUCAACAAGUUCGAAAAGAGUACUAGCUUCUAAAAAUUUUUGAACAUAACAGUUCGCGCCUAGAUUACAAUGUUGGGAUGUUAAAAUAUGAUGACAAUGGGAUGACGGGAUCCUUUCUAUUUCUUUGGAUAGGUAUUCGGGUAUGUUAUAAUGCCAAACUUGGGCGCAAUACUCCAAAAUGGGUCUUACACAUGAAAGAUACACUGAUAUCAAUGUUAAGUGUCACAAUGAGCUCGCUUGAGGAGUCUAAGCAUGUAAAGGCGUUUCGCGAACUUUUUCACUAUGUAAGCCACGUGCAUGAUUAUUCCACUUUACGUCGUCAUUGAAAAUUAAGCCAAGUAGUUAAGCGGAUUUCACCACUUCACUUCGUCAACGAUCAUUGGAGGGAAAUUUGGAUUGUUUCUCCAAAACAAACGAGAAUUUCUUUGCAUUUACGGGGUUAACUCUUUCUCGUCAACCUGUUGAAAGAGGGACAUUUUAUUUCUUGCGCACCACUGCGUAUAAUUCCUUCUAAAAUCGUUUGAAAGUUCGAAUCUUUGUUUCAAGAAAGUAUUUCUGAAACAGUCGAAUCGUCAACAAAUCGUUUAUCAUAAUCAUAAAUAGAAUGGGUCUUAAGACAGUGCCUUGUGGGACCCCACCGUUCACUGGUUCGAAACUAGAGGUGUAUUUACCUACCUUCACUUGCUGUUUCCCGCCAGUAAGAAACUAUUUUACCCAAUUGCAUGUGAUAAGAACGGGGUCGAUGCCCAUUUCCUCUAUCUUCUUGAUAGGAAUAUGUCGAAGGUUUUACUAAAAUCCAGAAGCAGUACACGUACGCAUUGGUCAGGUUGGUCGGUAGUUCCAUACAGAUGAUGAAAAAAAGAUGUAAGAGCGUGAGUUGUAGACACGCCGGCGAGUGAUCCAAAUUGCUUCCGGUCAACGAGGUGUCUGAUCUGUGACAUAAUCCACUCAGCGACAAUAUGUUCCAUGGUUUUUGAGAGAAUUGGUGUUAAUGAAAUUGGACAUAGAUCGUUUUCAAUUUCCUUAACCUUAGCUGUUUUACGAAUAGGUAUCACAUCUGCUUCUUUCCAUGAAACUGGUACGACUCUCUUGACGCAUUAAAAGUUCAGCAACAGGUGAUGAGAGUUGGCAAACUCAUUUAAGUCCCAACUGAGUCAGUUUUCAGGACCUGAGGCUUUACUGCGUUUGAAGUUGGAGAGCUUCGUAAAAACAUCUUCAGGAGAAAUGUGGUAUUUUGAAAAGAUUUCGUCAACUACUGAAGGAUCAGUUUCAACGUUUUCCAAUUUGGCUGUUUAGAGGUAGUAGAGGGUUUGUGAAUUUUGAUACACGGAAAGCUUUCGUUAAUUUUUGUUGCUAUUUCGGUUGAAUGGAAGUCCUCCAAGUUGUUUGAUGGAUUUCCACCAGGAAGAAACAUUGUCACAAUUUUGUACCUUAUUUGCCAAAAAAGAACUCCUAAGACUGUUAUUUAGCCUUCUCAAUUUUUUGUAUAACUGGUUGGAUAACCGUUUUUUUUAGUUGGUAGACGGCAGGCAGUACGAGUUGGGUACCGUAUCUGAGUGGAAGUAUCUAAAAGGAGAUAUACCCCGGGAACGGAAUUAGUGGUUAUUCUUUUCACCGUGAUGACAAAUAAUCUGUUGCCGCUGACUGACAAUAGCGAAUCAAAUAUGUGGACGACACGUUAGCUCCAGAGAUAUUGCCUGACAAUUCAAUCAAUUGGUUAAUAUGACGGUAUCCAAUAUCCAUGAUUUUGCCGUUAUGCAUAUAGUGUAUGAAAUUAAUAAUCUAGUCCUACGGAAUUUUAUGCCCUACGAGUAUUACGAAGAGCUGGCGUUACCAAAUCUGGCAUUUUCUUGGUGUUUAUCCGAAAUGUUGGAAUCGAUUCAGAAGAUAGCGUUAAAAUAGCUUUCCCGUCUGCAGAAACAUAUUCAGAGGAACUUAAGCUUGCAUGCACGAUUAGAAACUUUAGCUAUGAACAAAAUUAAAAUUAAAGGUCACCCUGUAAAUAUUUUGUUGCCAACACAGUCAGAGAAACUUUGUAAAUAUGCACUGAGAGACAAAUCAGAAGAUACUAAUAUAUCUAGAAAUCGUAAAUUUUGUCGAACUAACUUAUAUAUGCUUGAUAGAGGAUGUAUUUUACUAUUAACAUUAAAUAUGUUUUUUUAGUCUAGUUUAUAAGUACUUAGAUGUAGAUAAUAUUGAAGUGUAAUUUUAUGAACUCGUCAAUUUAGUUCUUUUGUAACUACAAAGAGAAAAAAGUUUUAUAAACCAUUUACCAUAACGUUGACAUGGAUGCCACUGUUUCAAAGCUUUCUACCCGGCCAAACACCAGUCUACUGAAAUGGCGCGGUGCAGACUUUGGUGAGCACAUUUUAUAAACUGCCAUUGCUUUAUGCUUGCAAUGUAUAGGAGUUGUGCGGCGAGAAAAACUGCCCUGUACCAGCCAAUCGUUGCGAAUGAAGCUGAAUUUCAGUCCGAUGGCUGGUCGCUGAUAGUGUUCCUUUGCCUAAUCCGACUUCAACAAUUCUUCCCACGACUCGGGGUAUAACGAGAACCAUAAGAGACAUUGACCGUGUCAUGGAACUAUGUAAUCACUAAUCACGCUCUCUGCUGAAGUUCUCAGCUGCAAUUAAUAGAUAGCUUAAGAUCUACGACGUCAGCUAGGACAUCAGAGAUAAGCAGAGGACUGGGACUAGGACGUCCUAAAUAAAUAAACUUCCACUUAAGAUUCACGACGUCGACAUUUAAACUAUAAUAUAUAUUUACAUCCUUUUGUAAAUGAAUUUAAAAGAGACGUGUGAAUCCAUUACCGUUUGUUAUGCUCUUGUAUUUACGACGGUAAAACUAUUGUUGUGAGGUUGUCGACGUUUGAUGGACGACGAGUAAAUUGAGAAAGACACAUGCACACUUCAAAAACUAUUACCAAUUCACUUCCGCUUGCCGCCCUAAAUAUUUGACGUCGUAGAUACUUGAGCUAUCGACUUAUUUACGACGACGUCCCAGUCCUCUGCUUAGCCCUGACGUCCUAGCUGACGUUGACGCCGUAGAUCUUAAGCUGUCUAGUGAUCGGCAAGAGAACUCAACUGGUCAUCAUCGAUAACUUGUGUGCAACAACGAUGGAAAGCGAUUUGGCUAAAAGUCUGUUGCAGGGGCGAUAUAUGACCACGGUCGUAUUCUUCAACAGCCAUGCCCACGGUGCUUUUCUAACAAUUGCCUAUUUUACAUAACCACCAACGAGGUGCCAUAUUUUCGAACAGAAAAUGAAAACGUCCUAGAAUGGCUAUACCAGCGGAGAUGACACUGGAGACAGUUGCCGCUGACAAGUGGAUUUUCGACAAUGCGAUGGCUUAUGAAUGGCACGUGAGAUCAAAGCCAACUUGGAAUGUGUUGAAGCAGAUAAGAGGUGUACGAGACUACGAAAGCCACAGCAGCGAUUACCAAUGAACCUUCAUUAACGUGAAUCGUAUAAAUAUGCAACGCACAUAUCAUCGGGCUAUUUUGCACCAUAGCAGUAGGCUUCUCAUUAGAAAUAAACUUUUAAAUAAAAUUUAAGAUGUAGUUUUAAACAAAACAGGAUUAUUAUUCGGAAUUUACAAAGCAGUCGGCGAGAAAAUUAGGGGAGAUAAAUUAUUAUAGCAUCUUAUGCAUAAAUGUAAGGUGAGGCCAGUUUAAUAAGUUUUGGCUCUAUUAACUGUGGUUUUGGUGGUAAUCCAUCUAGACCUGAUGCCUUAGUAGGUGAUAAUGAUGACAAUAAUUGGCGAACUUCCUGUUCAAUUAUAUCACGCAAAGCAAGAUGAAGGGAGGUGCGAUAGGAAAUAAAAGACAAUUGUUUGCGAAAGACUAUGGAGACGAUGAACAAUGAACAGCCUGUAUGUGUAUUAGUGUGUGUGUGGGUGUGUCUCUUCAUUUGUGUUAGCUUGUGUUCCAAAUUCAAAUAUGCUAAGAAAGUGUUACAAUGCUCUAAAAGAUCAUUUAUUAAAAAAUCUAAUGCACAUAAUUUGAAACACCAUCUUUGUCCUUCGUAUGUUAUUAAAAUAAUUAUGCCUCGAACAAAACUAAAGACAGCUGAAAUUGUUUUCGAUACCACAUUUAUAUGUAAAAUUUACGAGAGGUAGGGUGUGCAUGUUUAGAAUAUUAUUAUUAAUUAUUAUAUUAUAUUAUUUCAGAUUCAACUGUUACAUUGCAUUCAUGAAAAUACCUCAGGAGGCGAUAACAUAUUUGUUGACGGAUUCAAUGUUGCCAAACAAGUAUACGAGAACCACCCUGAUGCUUUUGAUGUUUUGAAAACUUUCUAUGUACGAUUUGUUGACUUUGGUACAGAUGCUUAUGGAAAUUUCACAUUUGGUUAUUCUCAUCCUAUUAUUAAGUAUGUUCCUAGUUUUCAUAAUUUUAAAGAAAAAUUUACUAACGAUCAAACCUCUUCCCUAACCCCAUUUGACAAAGUGCGCUCCCAACAUGAAAUGCAGAUCCAAAGAGAAAAAGAUGCAUACUGCACUGGAAAAUAAGCGCCCCGGCCAGAACAUUUUGCGUGGCGCACGUAGAAAUGACGUGAGCUUACGAAAAGCGAUUGACUCAAACAUCAAAGUUUCUGACAAGAGUUUCACUUUUGCAUAUAUACUUAAUCUGUAUAGUACUGAGAGGUUUAGCAAGCGACGUUACAAUCGGAAAUAGCACAGAAAAAUGGCCAUGUCGCUGAGUAUUCAUUGCAUCAUGGUAUGGUAUCAUGACCUCACUCAAAAAUUUUCGCGCACUUCCUUUGCUUUUCUUUGACUUAUUUGCAACAAAAUAAGGCACAUGUUGUAAGUCCAGAGUGUUUUUAGUUAUUCCCUUACAAAUCUUUUCAUACUAUUUCUUUUCUUUGCCCAAUAUGGAACUGAAAGACUACAGUAUCAUUUUUCGCUCGCUACCCGACUUGUUUAUUAUAAAUGAAUACAAAGCCUAGUCAAAUUGUAACCAAGACCCAACGUUUCGACACUCCAGUUUAGUGUCACAUUGGGUCUUGAUUACAAUUCGACUGAGCUUUGUAUUCAUUUAUAUAAACCAGUCGAGUAGCGAGCGAAAACAUGAUUGAUAUACCUGGUUGCCGUGAACGAACAAACUUUUAAGACUACAGUGUUUUAUGCAGGCUUUGCGUAGCGAUGUUUGUUCGAAGCGAUCUCACCCACUGACUUUGAUUUUGCAUCACAAGCUCUUGUUGUAAGAGAAGACGGAAGUUCAUUUAGCAUAGUGGAAGUUGUGAAAGUGUUUAUUGUAAAGUGGAAGCAUGGCGCAUGCGUAUUGAAAACGAACACGAGGAAACAUUUUGUUGAGAAUUGUACGAGAGGGAAUUUAUGUGUUUAUGUUGUGUUUUAUAUAAUAAAUUUGUACUAUAACUAGUGCAUGAAGUGAGUCGUGCGAGUCUGAGAAUAAAUCAAUAUAAAGGAAAUAAAUCUUCAUAUCGAACAUGGUCCUUCGAGCCGGACGAGAGAGCAGAUUUACAACGCGAAUAUAAAACACUAUUGGAAUUUGAAAUCUAAAACACGACGAAAUCCCUCGACUUGUAAGUUGUUUUAUCAGUAUUCUUUUGAAAUUGAAACUCAUAUUGAAACUCUCAUUACGAUGAGUGAACCCCAAGAGUUGGAUAGGAAGAAAAGAGUCCGAAAUGGCCACAGAACAUCAGCAAAACGAACAAUUUCUGUAGCAAAUGACCUCUUGACAAGUGUUGAUGAUAAAUCUAAACUAGCACCUCAUGUUGUGAAGCUAACACUUUAUAAGAAAACACUCGAAGAUAAACUAGUUGUAUUUCAACAACAAGUUUAUUUGUUGGAAAUAACUCUACCCUACCGACACCACAAAAUAGUUUUACCCUACGGACACCACAAAAUAGCUCUACCCCACCGACACCACAAAAUAGCUCUACCCCACCGACACCACAAAACAACCAAACUGAAACAGUAUUGGCCAUGGCGGGUUUCGAGGAAAUGCAAAGCCCUGGCUCUCCUAGUCAGAGUGGAAUUACAGUUCAGUCAAGCCAUCAAAUGAACCAACCCUCUGUUAAGCUGCCAAAGUUAAACCUGAAGAAGUCCCGGGGUGAUAUAACAACCUGGUCUAUAUUCUGGGACACCUUUGAAUCUGCGAUUGAAAGAAUCCCAUCUUGUCGAAUAUUGACAAAUUUAAUUAUCUUAAUUCACUGCUUGAGAAUACAGCGGCUGAUACAAUAUCUGGACUAACGUUAACAUCUGGGAACUAUAACGAAGCAAUUGUCAUACUUAAGAAAAGAUUUGGGAAUAAGUAAUUGGCAAUUAACAAGCAUAUGGAUAUCCUUCUCAAUCUGGAUCAAGUCCCUUGGUAUACCAUCACAAUCGUAUGGUAAUCUCUUAUGUUCCAUGCUUAUGAACAAGCUCCCACAAGAGCUGCGUGACACAAAAAAUGAUAACUGAGAUCUUCACCGAUUACUGGAAUUGCUUAAGGCCGAAAUAGAAGCAAGAGAAAGAGCAACCUCAGGUAGAAGUUGAACUUCGUUGAAGAUCAACUUGUUUUUGACUUAAGUGGCAUAGCUGAAUUGGAACUGUGAACCCACCAAGCGAAAUAUCGUUCGACUCUCCGCUAAAUUUUACGACCCGUUGGGAUAUAUGUCGCCAAUAACUGUCUAAUUUAAACAAAUGUUCCAAGAGCUAUGUGAAAGUAAAGUUGGUUGGGAUGAUGAGAUCUCACAUCCGAUAAGAGUCAAAUGGGAGAAACUAGUAGCAGAACUACUGAAGAUGAAACGCAUUCUCCUUCCCCAUUGCUAUUUCUAUAAUAUAAGCGAUAUAAUUUCUUCCACCAUCCAUGGUUUCUGUGAUGCAACCAGCAGUACUUACGUAAGAUUUUUAGCAUCCAAGACAAGAGUCGCCCCCAUUGACAAACAAACUAUUCCUCGGCUGGAACUGUUAUCCUGUCUUAUCCUUGCAAGAUUACUUUUAAAGACGUGGAGGAGGCCUUACGUCAGGAGUUACAAUUGCAAGAUUCAUUUUGCUGGACUGACUCGAAAGUAGCGUUGUUCUGUUCUGGAUCAAGAACGAAGAUGGGGAGUGGAAACAGUUCGUGCAGAACCGAGCAAUGGAAAUCCGAAAUCUGGUAAGCCCGAAUUCUUGGCGACACUGUCCAGGCAGAGAUAACCCAGCUGACAUACCUUCAAGAGGAAUAAACCCUUCAGAGCUAGCGAACAGUAUACUAUGGAACAGUGGUCCAGAUUGGCUAGGUCAAACUAAUUCUGAAGAACUUGAAGACGGUGAAGAGUAAUGCGUACCACCAGAAGAGUGUUUAGCGGAAAUGAAGGUAACAAAACCACCAAGUUUGUCAACGCUUGCACUGAGCAAUUCUUCGCAUGGCCUCAACGAGAUCAUAAGUUGCGAGCGAUUUGGAACCCUACAACGACUUCUUCGGGUGACAGCGUAUGUUCUACGAUUUGUGAAAGCAGUGAAACACAAGAAGGACGGUAGAAUUGAAGAUGGUAGUUUAAGUGCGAACGAAAUUGAUGAAGCUCACACUCUGUGGAUGAAGGAAAUGCAACGAGCAUUACCUGAGAAAAGGGGGUUUGAACACUGGAAGGUUCAGUUUCAUCAUAGUUAAUAGAAGAGAUGGUUUGGAAACUCAUUAGAAUAACAGUAUAACUCAUCUAUGUUAGUCAACGUUUAUUCAUAAAUCUAGUCCUACACCGUCAUGUGCGUAUUAUAUUUUUGCCCAGCUAACCAAUAGCAAUGUUUUAGGAAUAUUGCCUAUUUGGAUGUCGUGCCAAAUUUGACGUCAGAAGGAUUCAUGAGGAGUUUCAGAAGAUUUACUGCCCGAAGAGGAAUACCAUCAACUAUUAUGGUGGGACAUUUUAAACCCGCGGCGAAAGAAAUUACUAGCAUUUUAACUCAUCCUGACGUAAAGAAAUUCUUUGCUGGAAAACGCAUAACAUGGCAUUUCAACUUGGUAAAGGCCCCUUGGUGGGGAGGAUUCUUUGAAAGGCUGGUCAAAUCGACGAAAAGAUGCUUAAAGAAAACCCUGGGAACGUAUAAACUCACGUACGAAGAGCUCCUCGAAGCAACGGCUGAAGUCGAAAUGAUCGCCCUCUGUCGUAUAUUUUCGCAGAGGACGUCGAAGAUCCGCUCACGCCUUCACAUCUGCUGAUAGGACGAAGGUUAUUGAGUCUUCCAGAACCCAACUACAAUGAGGACGAUCCAGAUUUUGACAUUAACUUAGGUCUAUAAAUGUAUUUUCGGCCACAAUGAAUUUGAACAUUGAACAUUUUGUGUCACUUAUACAUCAUAAUCGAACUCGUACUCAGAAUCCAUCUCUAAUGUUAAAAUCUCCUUACUGUAGAACAUCCACUUUCCAAGGAUCGUUCUUUAACCGAAUAGUUAAAACUUGGAAUAAUGUUGGAAAAAUAGCCUCUCCUGAAAAGUUCGCCAGUUUAACAAUUUUUAAAAGCUUUCUGCAUGUGACAUACACCGCAUUGGUCAACAGUACUUUUAAUGUUGAUAUGGCAUGCACUUGGUCGCUCAUAAGAGACUGUCCCUGCCACCGUUCUUAAUAUGCAUGUUAUGUAAUAUAUAUUUGUAUAUAGUGAAUUAGGUUGGGGUUUUUUUUCCUUCUUUUUUUGGAGGGGGUGCGCCUAGCAUGCAACUUUGUUGCUCGUGUAACUCCAGCUUAAAGGAAACAAAUCUUCAUAUCGAACACUUGCUAUUCAUUAAAAUUAGAUGUGUUUGUUAAAUUACGCUCACUCUGAACUUUAUCGAAUUGAUAUGAUGAUAUCGGCAACUAGAUCGGUAAGACAAACUUAGCCCCCCAUCCGUAAAAUUUGUGUUAUUUCGCAAAAUCUGAGAGACACGUGACCAGCAUGCACCAGGGUAUUUCCAUCAGCGAAGUAGGAGCGUAGAGGAGAGAGCCUGGGUACGAGGUUAAUUAAAGAAUUGGGUUUACAGCAAGAAUUGGGUUUGCAAGUCCCCCCCCCCCCCGAUAUUUUACAAAGUGUCCGUCACUCUGCAAUCAGCAACUUUGAUGAUUAUGUCGAUAUCCACUACUUUUUUAUUUCAGCGUAAACAAACAUGGUCGAAUCAAUAGUUUUGUAUACAGCGCAAGUGCGGAGUCUGAUUCUAAAGGUGAUUGCACCCCUGACGAACUUCUUGCGUUUUACGAUGCUUCGUAUGUACUUAUGAAAGGACUACACGACCCAAACAACGUGAUAGACAUUCAUUUGAAGUCAGGUCAAAUCGCAAUGUUUCACAAUGACAGAGUUUUACAUGGAAGAACAGCAUUUGAAUCAACUGCAGAGGAACCUAUGGCAAGAUGGUUGCAGGGUAUGUAUUUUGACUGGGAUGUUGUAUUUUCAAAACUCCAAGUGUUGCAGAUGAAACUUGGUCUUAAAACACCGUAUUUACCAGAGCAAUCUGAUGACUAUUUUUGAACUACGCACUGCUUAUAUAUAAAUAGACCCUCAGAAUCAGUAGUUGACCUUUUGUCUUGCAUGAUUUGAGGUGUCGAACACUGGCCGGUGUGAUAACAUGGAUAAUAAAAUACAUGGAUGGGAAACUAGCUGACGUGACCUAAUGUUUUCAAUGGGAUGAUGGCGUUGAAACCUAGUUGCAAAUCAAAUUCUCAAAAAUGGCAUGUUUAGCAAUAGUACAGCUAAACAUUUUAGUCAAAGAGCAAAUAAAUAUAACUAGGCCAUUCUACGAUGAAAUCUCUAAGUAUUCCCAGUCAAUUUUAGCAAAUAUUUCAAGCACUAAACAGUGAAAAAUGCAUCGCAAAUUUCGUUAAAAUUGGCGACGCCAAUUUCGUAGCUACAAAUGUAAAAAAAUACAAAACAAAGACGAAAAACAUUUACCUUGAAUACUUUGUCGUGGCUUAGGCAUGUUCUUAAAACAAUUAGACCAGUUUAUGCUUCAAUAUUACUCUUUUAAAGCAGAAAAUAUAGCGAAACAACAAAAAUGCUGAGAACUUUGGCAAUACGCGUGACGUCACAUAUUGCAACUAGGUUUAGACUGUGACGUCAGGAAGUUUCCUAUCCAGUUAUUUUAGAAUCCAUGGUGAUAAUAAUAACACAUAGACUAAAGUUUUGUAUGUAUCUAUUCAAUACACACUUUAUUGGUGUUAUGGUGUAGUUUUUUUAGAGGCAUAGUAUAAAUAAUUUGUUUCUUUGCGAACUCGAUCGUACCACGUCGUUUCCAUCAAAGAAUAAUAUUCACGGAUAAAAACAUUAAAUUAGUGAAUAGUGAACUUUAUGUAGGCACGGAGGCCUGUCAUCGAAAAUAAGAUGAUCUUCCCAGGCGCCGUGACAUUUGAAUUAUUUACAAUAUUUACAAAGAGAAUGAGAAAUUAAAGCUAUAUACAUAACAAAUUAAUUCUACAGUUUAUUUUUGAAUAUUUUUAGGGAAGUGGAAUUCCUAAUUUCAAUUGGUAUUGAAUUCCAUACCACUGCUCCAUUAUAUUCAAGACUAUUUUUCAAAAAAUUGGUGUUUGGUUUAGGGAUAACACAAUUGUAGUCAUGACCUCGUGUACCAUUACUGUGAAUUAAAUUCGCUCGAUUAAAC